Messenger RNA from Diversispora eburnea, 693 nucleotides. The record is from the annotation of a GenBank genome assembly. NCBI's taxonomy places the organism in Eukaryota, Fungi, Glomeromycota, Glomeromycetes, Diversisporales, Diversisporaceae.
AUGAGUUUUGCAUCAAGUGAUAGAAAGAGUCUUGAAAGAAUAAUAAAUGUUCAAAAGAAGAUUGGUCAAAAAGGUGAUGGAGUUUUUAGAUUAUACAAAGAUCAUUUAGAGUUUGGUACCAUAGAAGCAAGGCAUAAACCUAUUUUAAAUGUUGAAAUGUCGACUAACCUACCUGAAAUUAAUAAUACCAUUUCUAAUUUGAAGAACUUAUCUGAUCUCAAGGACGAGAAACAAAAGAACACAGUUUCAGAAACUAAAUCUGAAGUGUCUAUUGAUAUGGAAUUCACUUCAAAACUGAUAACAAAUUAUGAAGUCAUUGAAGAAUUUGUAGAAAAACUAGGAAUCAAAGUAUUUACAGAAAAUAAAGAUAAAUGGAAGAAAUUUUAUAUUAGAAAGUGUCGCGAAGUCUUUAAUUAUAUUAUUUGUUGCGAUUGGGAUCCAAUCAGUAAAGAACUUGUCAGAAAUACAAUCAGAUACUAUCAUCUACUUGAAUCUGGUACUCUUAAUAAAUCAAAAGGAAUAUACAUAUUAAUCGUUCAUGGGAAAUUAAUUAAGUGUGGAGGUGAUAUAUCUUCAGAAAAAGAGGAAGAACUUGAUGAAAAAUAUUCAGGAUACUCCUAUGUAUCUAUUAUUGAAUAUUUUGUUGAAAUAUGUAAAUUUUCAGUUAAUGAUGAUAACAGAAGAAAAGAGUAG